CACACGGGCCUCGUGCUACCGUGUUGUUCGCUGUGACAAACCUCUUGAAACCUCUUGCUGGUCUGCAAGGCUGCAGGCGCGGAAGAGCAUUCAGAGCUACAUCGCUACGCGUUCAAGGACUCUCUACAUAAAGUAGAAAAGGAACCAAGUGGAAUGCUGCAUACAAUCACGUUCUUGACUCCCUCCAUCGACGUCAUGCACUAGGCUCAGGUUGCUUUCUUCUGUACCAUCAUGUCAGAUAUUCCAAAAGCCGUCUUAUAUUAUUAUAAUGACUCUAUCUGGUCGUGUGCUGUUCUUUUAGCUCUUGAGGAAAAGGGUUAUGGAGAGGAUGAAGUCGUGUUGAAAGUUGUUGACCUUGCCAAAGGUGAAAAUUAUGGACCAAAGUUCUUACGUCUCAACUCCAAAGCUACCGUCCCCACCCUUGUGGUCCCUCUCGACAAAUCACUUUCUGUUGACGUUGAGAGUAGGUACAAGGCGAUUACCGAAACCAAGACGAUCAUUGAAUUUCUCGAUAAAUCGAGAUCCCCUCUAUCGCACACGAACACGACAUCGCAGGCUCCCGCACCAAUCUUGACCCCAGCGACCAUAGAUUUCGCAGCUACCUGCAAACUGUUCAUUGAAGACCUGAUUCAUUCAGAGGACGGCGAUCCCAAUAACCUCCUGUACAUGAACGCCAGAGACGAGGAGUCCCUUCGUACCCUUGCAGACUCGGUUCUACCUCUCAUGAAAGGCAAAGUCCACGCGCUCAAUCAGUGUCUCUCCGAUGCCCAAGCCGGUAAUAUCCGUGCGUCGGAUAAGGUAGUGAAAUUCUGGACAUCCAAGAAAGAAGUGGCGCAAAUGCUUUUGGAGGUGUACGAGAAUGCCAAAGUACCUUCAACUGCAUUGGACGCGAGUGCUCAAGCUCGUCGCGAAGAAUACUUCAAGGCUGCCAAAACCUCAUGGGAGGUGGCGCUGGUGCAUGUGCUCACAAAGUUGAAUGAAAAAAUCAUCGGUCCUUAUACCCUUGGAGAACAAUACUCAAUUGCCGAUCCUCAUUUGACUGCGUGGCUUGCGAGGGUGGUUAUGCUUGCAGGAGGUGGCUCCAGUGAUAACGGAAAUGUUGUGAUUGAGAAACUGGAGAAGCAUAUCGGCAGCAGCUUGGUGCUUCCGAACGUUGUUCCCAGUGAUGCUCCACGGACAGAUGCAGAGCGCUCUCCGGCACGAACUAAGUUGGGUAUCUAUUGGGACACAGUGAAAGAAAGAUCAAGCUGGAAGAAGGUUUACGGACAUGGACUACAUUGAGAUUUGUAUCAAAGCGGUGGAGAUAACUAUUGAUGUAAUUGGUUGAGAGCGGGUAUCGCAUAGUUAUCUGUUGUGUUUCGGGCAGUCGAAACCAAGCAGCAAAGAGAUCCGGAGAACCUGGUACUUGAAGCUUGAAGCUUGAAGCUCGAGUACUUGAGUAUGAAGUCCGGGCUCGGUUCCCAGACAGGACGCGUCUUGUCUGGGUGAUAUGACAUAAGAUUACGUAGUGAACAGCUUUAUUUUUUCGGCA
Molecule: messenger RNA, 1531 nt
Organism: Lentinula edodes (shiitake mushroom)
Lineage: Eukaryota; Fungi; Basidiomycota; Agaricomycetes; Agaricales; Omphalotaceae
Exons: 8
Coding region: 232-1281 (349 amino acids)
Molecular function (GO): glutathione transferase activity
Source: RefSeq, a predicted model, not a curated record